CAAUGCAAUAUGCAUCUCCUAAAGCUAUCUGGAAUGAAUUAUUUGGAGUCAACUGGCCAUUAUUUGAACCAAAUGACGGAGACUCAUCACGAUCAGCACGAGUCCAACAAUUUGUGAACUAUGUUUCUAAUGUUGAAAACAGGAAAGGUACUCCCAUUGUACCGGAAUUUCCAACGAAACUUGAUUGGUUGAACACAACUCCCCUUCAGUUUCGCUGGAUUUGGAAUUUCUGGAGAAGAAACACGUAGACAAGCCAGUAAAAUUCUCUCCAUUUAUUAUAUCUGAAUCUCUCAACUGUUUGAAGUUUCUCCUUUUUUGGGUUGUACUUUUGGUGAAUUGUUUAGAUAGUUUUGUGGGUUAACAUUAUGUAACAGGUUAGAGAAUGGUAGUAUAACCAUGAAAGAUGACAUUGCAAGGUUGAUUGACUUGGGUGGAGGGGUAUACGUGGAAAGUUUUCGCUAUGAAAAAUCAUUUAUACUAUUUUUCUGACUAUUUCCAUCAGUGUUUGGUUUUCCAUGUUUUACUGGCAAGUUGAGCUGUAUUCAUUUUCACACGGCAAAUUACUCUGGGCAAUGAUGUCUUGUUUAUUGUCAUUCGUGGAUCAAUGUUUUAAAACCCGGUCCGGCCUGGUCGGUUAAAUCGGUUGAACCGGGACCUAGAAGCUUCAACGGGCCGGAUUUAAUUUUUUCCUAUUCACCUAAUACCUUAGGAUUUCCGGUGAUGAUCGGCGAACAAUUAACUGUCGAAAUGUUGGGGCUUUUGAAGAGCUAUUUCCGGUGAAUGUAAUGGUGGUGAAAGAUCUGAUUUCCAGUGAGUAAAUCGACCGAAAAUCGAACAAAACUGGCAGCGACAGCGAUGAGAUUUUUUCGGCGAUUUA
Molecule: messenger RNA, 877 nt
Organism: Pistacia vera
Lineage: Eukaryota; Viridiplantae; Streptophyta; Magnoliopsida; Sapindales; Anacardiaceae
Product: protein SUPPRESSOR OF QUENCHING 1, chloroplastic-like
Exons: 4
Coding region: 3-248 (81 amino acids)
Source: RefSeq, a predicted model, not a curated record